AUGCUCGCUGGGCUCCCUGCAGAAAUAGUCUUGCUAAUAGCCGAAUCGCUCGAGAACGGCUCGGACGUGGUGAAUCUAGCACGAUGCUCCCAUCAGUUGCACAGGAUCACAAUUCACCAGGCCUACAGAUCCAUUGAUAUUAAACAUUACUGCACGGUGUCCUUGUCCACAUUGGUAAACACGCUCUUCCAGAAGCCGAAAUAUGCGCAAAGAGUGCAACGCCUCAGCUUCAACAAACUCCAAGCUCACUUGCACCAAGACCACGACGAGAGACCAUCUGCUGUCCGGGCCCUGAGCCCAUUUGUCAUGGAAACUGUGAAGGAACUGAGUUCUUGUCCAGCGGAAAAGAACGAAUGGGUGGCUGCCUUGUCUGCAAACACGGACCCAGACGAGAUGAGCAGCGAUGCAUGGUUGGCAGUCUUGCUCUGCUGCGUGCCCAACAUCGAAUACCUGGAGAUGGAAUGGGGCUCCCCCAGCUCCGUAUUUUCCUCGCGGUUAUUGAACCGUGCCGCGUUGCGGAGAGGCGCGUUCUCUAGUCGUCUUCUAUUCACCCGGCUGCGCGAGACCUCGAUCAAAAGUCCCUACGAGGAGCUCGAGCCUUACCCGCUGGAGAAAGUGGCGCCGUUCUUUCGAUUCGAAACUAUGCGGAAAUUUCGAGGGUCGCGGCUCUGCGACAUGGACGAUCGAUGGCCCAACAGGUUCAGCAUGAUGGUACCCCUGGGUACAUCCUCGGUUGAGCACAUCGAGCUCGAGCAAGCACAUUCCGCCCGCGCGUUCCAUACCUUCAUCAAGGCGUGCAAGAACCUCAAGACCUUCCGACAUCUUCAGCGGCGAUCGUACGGCACCUACCUCCACAGCUACAGCUUCCACUUCCCGAACAUGCAGUACAACCGCUUCAGCCAGUUCCUGGAGCGGGCGAGGAGGACGCUGGAAAGCCUGCACCUCGACCACUACUACCAAGAAGAUGGAGAUGACUGUAACGACUGGAUGACUGACUGGUUCGGCAGCCUGAGGUCUUUCAAGAAGCUGAAGCACGUCCAUUUGCGAAUGCGCCGGUUCGUCGUGGCGGAUUACGAUACCGAGAAGGUGGUGAUUGGCUUGAAACGCCUGCUGCCGGCGUCAAUUGAGCAUCUGUCGCUUUCGGAUCUGGACGGGCCGCAAUUCUGCGUCGCUAUCAGUGAGUUGAGGCGUUUGGUUGCGGCGCGCGACAGGUUUCCGAAUCUCACGGCGAUCUCGCUCGAAGGGAACUGGGGUGGUGGAUAUUCCGCGAGGGCCACGUCGCUGCCAAAGCGAGAGGUCAUGGCUCUGAGCGAGAAGCUUUGGAAGGACUGCGAGCGGGCGGGGGUUUCCCUUAAUCUCCGCAGCAAUCGAGCCCCUGUCAGCCGGUAUGGAGGACUCCAGGAGCGCUGGGUACAUUAUUUCCUGGACGGGUGA
Molecule: messenger RNA, 1434 nt
Organism: Aspergillus clavatus NRRL 1
Lineage: Eukaryota; Fungi; Ascomycota; Eurotiomycetes; Eurotiales; Aspergillaceae
Exons: 1
Coding region: 1-1434 (477 amino acids)
Source: RefSeq, a predicted model, not a curated record